CUAAACAAAGUGUUAGCCCUACCUACCCCUAGCACUAUUGUCACGAGCCUUUAGCCCCUUUUCUCUACCUCACUGCUUCUACUGAGUUUCCGCCAUGUCUGAAGAGGAUAAUCAUGAGGAUUUUGGGGCCCAGCUUCGAUUACAUCUCACCAAAAUGAUGUCCCUAGGGUCUCCAAAGAUAUACGACCUCCCAAUAAUCCAAGCAAUAUUUGAGGGAAAUGUCAUUCAGUUGACUGAGCUAAUCACACAAAGGGAGGAAGUGAAUGCUGUGGACCAUGAUAAAAGGACUCCUAUGCAUGCAGCUGCUUAUGUUGGAGAUACUGAGAGCAUCAAUGCACUCAUACAAGCUGGUGGUAAAGUGAAUGUAAAGGAUUCUAACUGGCUUACUCCAUUGCACUAUGCAGCUGCUCGUGGACAUGAUGCUGCUGUUAGAGAAUUGAUCAAGAACCAAGCUGAACUGAUGGCUAGAGAAAAGAACUGGAUGACUCCUUUACACUUGGCAGCUCACAAUAAUCACAUAGCCUCAGCCGAGGCUAUUAUUGCUCACUUGGUUAAUGUUGACAUUGCUGAUAGAACUGGCAAGACUAGUCUUCAUCAUGCCUGUUACAAUGGCCACGCUGAGAUGGUAUCUCUUUUGCUGGUCAAAGGUGCCAGUGUGAGGGCACUCGAUAAAAAAGAUCGCUCUCCACUGCAUUUGGCUUCUUACAUGGGCCAUCAGGAUUGCAUUAAUAGUAUUGUAGGCUGUGGUGGGGACAUUAACAGUAAAGACAAGAAGCAAUAUACUCCGUUACACGCUGCAGCUGCUGGUGGUCAGGUCCAUGCUGUCAAGAUGCUUUUGGAGCUGGAUGCUGAUGUUGAUGUUACUAAUUCUCAUGGCUGCACUCCUCUCCAUGUUGCUUGUAAUAAUGGUCAAGAUGUUGUUGUCGAUGUCCUCUUACAGCACAAGGCCACCAUUAAUCAGCUUAACAUUCAUGGGCAGACCCCAUUGCAUUAUGCUGCAUGGUCACAUCACGGUGCUCUCUGCAUGGAACUGCUUGUUAAAGCAGGUGCUGAUCCUAAUGUCAAGGAUAUAAAUGGACGUACUGCUCUCCAUAUGACAUCAGUUCACGGAUUUUAUCUUCGCACUGAGACACUUAUUAAUCACGGUGCUCGUGUAGAUGUUGAAGAUAAAGAGGGUAACACGUCCCUCCAUAUUGCUGCUCGUCAUGGCCACGCCUCUGUUGUGAAGAAACUGAUAUCUUAUGGAGCCAAUAAGAACAAGCGUGGAGCAGGGGGCAUGCUUCCAGUUCAUAUGGCCUGUCUCAGUGGUUACUCUGAUUGUAUUGAUAACUUAAUUACAUCUGAUUCAGAAAUUGCUACGGAGUUAGAUACUGAUAAGAGGACUUGUCUUCAUGCAGCUGCUUGUGGAGGUAACAUUGAAUGUGUUGAUAUGAUGAUUAAUGAAGGCUGUCAAAUUAAUGCCAGAGACAAACUUGGAAGGACUCCAAUACAUUAUGCUGCUGCCUGUGCUCAGUAUCAAUGUGUCCUCUCUCUUGUUGCCAAUGGAGCUAACUUGACUCUUGUUGAUAACUUUAAGAGGACUCCACUUCACUAUGCAGCUGCUUCUGAUACUGAUGGAAACUGUGUUGCGCAUAUGUUGAGGAGUUUUCCUGGUGGUACUCCAUUCACUACUGACAGUAAAGGGUUUACCCUACUCCAUUAUGCUGCCUGUAAUGGACACAGACUUGCUGUGAAUAUGGCAAUUGAUUAUGCUCCUGGUGACAUAUCCGCCAUUACUACAGGAGAGACCAAGACCACACCCAUUCACCUUGCUGCAUAUAAUGGGCACUUUGAAGUUCUACAGGAAUUGGUUUAUAAGUUUCAAGUGUUUCUUGACCAUAAGGACGACAAGGGACGUACCCCACUUGACCUAGCUGCCUUCCGUGGUCACAAGGAAAUUGUAGAUUAUUUGCUUGGUAAUGGUGCAUCUUUGAUUGUACAUGAUUUAGUUACUAAAAGGACUCCGUUACAUGCCGCCGCCAGUAAUGGCCAUGUUGAGUGUGUCCAGAUGAUGCUUCGCUAUCUCAGUAAAGGAUCUCAAAUUGAUGUGGUUGAUAAUCAAGGAAGGACUCCACUAAUGCUUGCAGUUACUAAUGGUCAUGUGCCUGUUGUUCAAGUCCUUGUUGAGCAAGGAGCCCAGUUAGAUUAUACUGACAAGUAUUUGUGCACUGCUCUUCAUCGUGCUGUUGCUUGUGGUUUUGAGGACUGUGUUGAGACCUUGUUAAAUGCACAGGCAGAUUCAUCAGCAAGGGACCAAUUUGGGAGGACACCUGUACAUUUUGCAGCUGCUUGUGGUCAUGUCACAAUACUUGACUGUCUCUUGAAUUCUGGUGGCUCUCCCAUAGCUGUAGACAACAGUGGAUAUACUCCUAUCCACUGGGCAGCUUACAAUGGUCAUGAAAAGUGUUUGGAAAGUUUAGUUGAGAAAAGUGGUACUGAUAUGAUAACUGGCAACAACUUUACUCCUCUUCACUGUGCCAUUAUUAAUGAUAAUGAUUCUUGUGCUGAUCUUCUCCUUGAGAGGAUGAAGAGGGAAACCAUUGACACUCAAGACAGCAAGGGCCGCACUGCAGUGCAUGCUGCUGCAUUCAACAAUCACGUUGAAUGCAUGCAGCUCCUCCUCAAAUAUGGUGCCCAAGUUAGUGUAUCGGAUAGUAAUGGACGCACUCCGGUAAUGGUGGCAGCCAAUGCGGGUCAUUCCAGUGUAUUGGAUCUUUUGAUGGGUCUUCCUUCUGAGAAGUUAUCCGUUGACUCUGUUGAUCAGCAGAAUAAUUCUGCCUUACAUCUUGCUUGUUUAAAGGGACACGAGGAGUGUGCUUUGGCUGUUUUGGAAAAGUGUUCUAAUGAUCUAAUCAAGAAAGCCAACAAUAGCUCUAAAACUGCACUUCAUAUUGCUGCCAAGUCUGGUCUUACCAGAGUAGUAAAGGAAUUAAUACAGAGAGGGACUGAUCUUUAUGCACGUGACUCAGAUGAUUAUACUCCGGCACUUUGUUGUGCUCCUAAUCCAGCAGUUGCCAAUUGCCUGGAGCUUAUUUUACAGGCAAUGCUUGAACAGAAAGUGCCUUUGUCUUCUGAUUCUGGCCAAUGAGAUAAUGUGACACUGGAGAGGCAUCUUAUUAUUAUUAGAAUCAUACACUAACACUUGUACUUAAUUUUUGAUUGGAGUAGACUCUUAAAUUUAA
Molecule: messenger RNA, 3221 nt
Organism: Amphimedon queenslandica
Lineage: Eukaryota; Metazoa; Porifera; Demospongiae; Haplosclerida; Niphatidae
Product: serine/threonine-protein phosphatase 6 regulatory ankyrin repeat subunit A-like
Exons: 31
Coding region: 95-3127 (1010 amino acids)
Molecular function (GO): protein binding
Source: RefSeq, a predicted model, not a curated record